This is a messenger RNA of Cavia porcellus (domestic guinea pig), 2119 nucleotides long. RefSeq names its product RAS guanyl releasing protein 2 (gene Rasgrp2). The transcript has 16 exons. Lineage: Eukaryota; Metazoa; Chordata; Mammalia; Rodentia; Caviidae. Gene Ontology annotation, molecular function: calcium ion binding; guanyl-nucleotide exchange factor activity. Gene Ontology annotation, biological process: Ras protein signal transduction; positive regulation of GTPase activity. Gene Ontology annotation, cellular component: plasma membrane. The record is from RefSeq and is a predicted model, not a curated record. Bases 71 to 1897 code for a protein of 608 amino acids.
GGCUCGCGUCUGAGCCCCAAGGGAGGCUCCCGGAGCGCAGCCUGGGUCCAGCACACCCUGACCGGCAACCAUGGCGGGCACUCUAGACCUGGACAAGGGCUGCACGGUGGAGGAGCUGCUUCGCGGCUGCAUCGAAGCCUUCGAUGACUCUGGGAAGGUGAGGGACCCCCAGCUGGUGCGCAUGUUCCUCAUGAUGCACCCCUGGUACAUCCCAUCCUCGGAAUUGGCGGCGAAGCUGCUCCAUAUCUACCAACAAUCACGGAAGGACAACUCCAAUUCCCUGCAGGUGAAAACGUGCCACCUGGUCAGGUACUGGAUCUCAGCAUUCCCAGCGGAGUUUGACUUGAACCCAGAGCUGGCGGAGCAGAUCAAGGAGCUGAAGGCUCUGCUAGACCAAGAAGGGAACCGUCGUCACAGCAGCCUCAUUGACAUUGAGAGCGUUCCCACCUACAAGUGGAAGCGCCAAGUGACUCAGCGGAACCCCACAGAACAAAAAAAGCGCAAGAUGUCCCUGUUGUUCGAUCAUCUGGAGCCCCUGGAGCUGGCAGAGCACCUCACCUACCUGGAGUACCGCUCCUUCUGCAAGAUCCUGUUCCAGGACUAUCACAGUUUUGUGACUCACGGCUGCACAGUGGACAACCCCGUGCUGGAGCGCUUCAUCUCCCUCUUCAACAGCGUCUCGCAGUGGGUGCAGCUCAUGAUCCUCAGCAAGCCCACAGCCCCUCAGCGGGCUCUGGUCAUCACACACUUCGUGCACGUGGCCGAGAAGCUGCUGCAGCUGCAGAACUUCAACACACUGAUGGCUGUGGUCGGGGGCCUGAGCCACAGCUCCAUCUCUCGACUCAAGGACACCCACAGCCACGUCAGCCCUGAGACCAUCAAGCUCUGGGAAGGUCUCACAGAACUAGUGACAGCCACUGGCAACUAUGGUAACUACCGGCGCCGGCUGGCAGCUUGUGUGGGCUUCCGCUUCCCCAUCCUGGGUGUCCACCUCAAGGACCUGGUGGCCCUGCAGCUGGCACUGCCUGACUGGCUGGACUCGGCCCGGACCCGGCUCAAUGGGGCCAAAAUGAAGCAGCUCUUCAGCAUCCUGGAGGAGCUGGCCAUGGUGACCAGCCUGAGGCCACCUGUGCAAGCCAACCCUGACUUGCUGAGUCUGCUUACGGUGUCACUGGAUCAGUAUCAGACGGAGGAUGAACUGUACCAGCUGUCCCUGCAGCGGGAGCCCCGCUCCAAGUCCUCGCCAGCAAGCCCCACCAGCUGUACCCCCCCUCCCCGGCCCCCAGUGCUUGAAGAGUGGACCUCGGCUGCAAAGCCCAAGCUGGACCAAGCCCUCCUGGCAGAGCACAUUGAGAAGAUGGUGGAGUCUGUGUUCAGGAACUUUGAUGUCGAUGGAGAUGGGCACAUUUCCCAGGAAGAGUUCCAGAUCAUCCGGGGCAACUUCCCUUAUCUCAGCGCCUUUGGGGACCUGGACCAGAACCAGGAUGGCUGCAUUAGUCGGGAGGAGAUGAUCUCUUACUUCCUGCGCUCCAGCUCGGUGCUGGGCGGCCGUAUGGGCUUCGUACACAACUUCCAGGAGAGCAGCUCCUUGCGCCCGGUUGCCUGCCGCCACUGCAAAGCCCUGAUCCUGGGCAUCUACAAACAGGGCCUCAAAUGCCGAGCCUGUGGUGUGAACUGCCAUAAACAGUGCAAAGACCGCCUGUCCGUGGAGUGCCGGCGCCGUGCCCAGAGCGUGAGCCUGGAGGGGUCUGCCCCCUCCCCCUCUCCCACGCACGCCCACCACCGAGCCUUCAGCUUCUCUCUGCCUCGCCCUGGCAGGCGAGGCUCCAGGCCUCCAGAGAUCCGGGAGGAGGAGGUGCAGACGGUGGAGGAUGGAGUGUUUGACAUCCACUUGUAACGGGCGUGUCAGUGGAUGACGGAGUUAUUCCUGCCUUGGAGAAAGGAUUUGGACCUGAGCAGGGAGCCGGGGUUCAGGGCAGGGAGCUGGGGCUGGAGGUGGUGUGUGAGGGAGGCAUGCACUGAGGGCAGGGCCAGGGCUGGGGUCCCCGAGGUUGUACAGAUUCUUGUGAAUAUUUGUAUUUUCCAGAUGGAAUAAAAAGGCCCGUGUCAUUAAACUGAA